GGCACUUUGUAUAUUGGGAAUUCGAGUGACCAGAGAUAAUCUUGAAUAUAGAGCUUAAAAAUGGCUGCUCUUCCACUAAUUUCUCUUUCUCAUCCCUUACAAACCCAUCUUCUUCACUUGCCCUCAACAAAAUCCCAGCUCCAAAAUCAAAUUUCAUGCCCUAAAUUCUCAUCGGGUGACCUUCAAUCUGUUAGAUUUCGUAGUAAAACUACGAAAUUGAGAAGCAAGUCCAAUGACCCAGGUGAGGUUGAUCGUAUGUUCAAGGAUGAAAAUGGCGUCGUUAAUGAUAUGGAAGGUUACCUCAAUUCUCUCUCCCUCGAAUAUGAUUCUGUUUGGGACACCAAACCCUCGUGGUGUCAGCCAUGGACAAUAGCCCUGACUGGAGUAUCGGUGAUUGCAUGCAGCUGGCUGGUUCUGCACUCCGUUAUUGUUACUGCUUUAGCUUCCUCUGCAAUCUUUGCAUGGUGGUACAUCUUCCUAUAUUCAUACCCUAAGGCAUAUUCAGAAAUGAUUGCUGAGCGCAGAAAAAGAGUGAAAAGCGGCACAGAGGACACUUAUGGAUGGUCAAAGAACCAGUGAUUACAAUGGACAACACCGCAGCAGAAGGGGCUCUUUCUUUCUCCUCUACCCUACCAAAGGCCGGGGGGUCGAGCAAAUGAUGAUAAUCAGGAUGAAAUGUUCCAAAUGAGUUGCAUUAGUGCAUAUCCUUCACAUGGCUAUUGACAUAAGGCAGAGCAAAACGUUGGAAUAGUCUUGUUCCUCGUCUGCAGAAACUUUGCAAAUAAAAUUUGAGAUUCGAUUUGUUGUGAACUGUUGUCAUAAUCAUCCAAUUAUCACAUCAUAACAACAGUGUUGUACAGUUGAAUUAUGUACUAGUAAAAUCCAAUUUAACAUCAGGUGACUUUGCUAGGACAAGUACUCUUGUGGCAUCCUUGUAGUUGAUUAUUGACUUAAAAAUUUUGCUUUGUGAUA
Chenopodium quinoa (quinoa) is the source of this 972-nucleotide messenger RNA. RefSeq lists its product as uncharacterized. The transcript has 3 exons. The coding region runs from base 61 to 579 and encodes 172 amino acids. Gene Ontology annotation, cellular component: chloroplast. NCBI's taxonomy places the organism in Eukaryota, Viridiplantae, Streptophyta, Magnoliopsida, Caryophyllales, Amaranthaceae. The record is from RefSeq and is a predicted model, not a curated record.